Molecule: messenger RNA, 1229 nt
Organism: Antechinus flavipes (yellow-footed antechinus)
Lineage: Eukaryota; Metazoa; Chordata; Mammalia; Dasyuromorphia; Dasyuridae
Product: histone H2A type 1-like
Exons: 1
Coding region: 17-409 (130 amino acids)
Cellular component (GO): nucleosome
Molecular function (GO): protein heterodimerization activity; DNA binding; structural constituent of chromatin
Source: RefSeq, a predicted model, not a curated record
UUUUGAGUAUUUUGUCAUGUCUGGACGCGGCAAGCAAGGUGGCAAAGCUCGCGCCAAGGCAAAAUCGCGCUCCUCUCGGGCUGGUCUGCAGUUCCCUGUGGGCCGUGUACAUAGGCUUCUACGAAAAGGCAGCUAUUCCGAGCGAGUAGGAGCUGGAGCACCCGUAUAUUUGGCCGCUGCAUUAGAGUAUUUGACAGCCGAAAUCUUGGAACUAGCUGGCAACGCGGCUCGGGACAACAAGAAGACUCGUAUUAUUCCCCGACAUCUUCAGUUGGCCAUACGCAAUGACGAAGAACUCAAUAAACUGCUAGGCAAAGUCACAAUUGCUCAGGGUGGCGUUCUGCCUAACAUUCAGGCAGUGCUACUACCCAAGAAAACUGAAAGUCACUAUAAAAUUAAGGGCAAAUAAGUCAGAGAAAAUCCUGCAUUUUGCCUUCGAUUUUGCUGAAUAACAAAGGCUCUUUUGAGAGCCACUCAUGUUUUCAAAGAAAGGGUUGAUUCACUUUCACUAUUAAGUGUAAUGACAGAUUUUUAAAUAAAGUUAGUAAUUUGUGACGAAUCAAAACCUUCCUCCCCCCAGUACUUGUUGAAUGAAUUCAUCCACAAUUUGCAGGUUUUAAUAGUGCCAUUUUGGGCACUAAAAUCAUUAGUUACAUAAAUCCCUGGGAAAAUGGUUUUUCUGACACUUUCACAUUCUAUUUUCCAUUAAGUUUCUAAAGACUUCCUUCCCCCUCGCACUCUCACUCCCGCCCUUGUUUUUUAGUUGAAGAACUUUGUAGCCGGCAGGGUCUUUUAUCUGGUUCGAUUGAUGCCCGGAAAUCUUCAUUAAAAGUCCUUGCUCUCCUCUCCUUCGCCCAAAUACUCAGCGGACAGGGAAGGAGGAAUAUUUUCUAUAUGCCAAGCCACUUCACCUGUUCCCAGUAGCUGAGGGCAGUCCAAACCAGCAUCUUCUGGUUUCAUUCCGUUUUAACCUCCCUUCCAAUGCUGGAGGAAACCAUUAGAUAGAGCAGGCAGAGAAGGCUGAAGCAAUACCUUGUUCUCCAGCUAACUGCUAUCAGAUGGGGAUUAGUUCCAGGUUUCCGUUUUUCCCUUUCUGUUUUCUGAUGUAUUCUAACUCGGGAAGUUGCCUAAAGAUUCCGCCUCCCAUGUUUCAUUUCCUGCGACUUUUGGGAAGAGAAAGCUCAUAUGUAUCUGGAAAGAAAGAAGUGUACAAUUAUCUGUGCUAACCU